Cornus florida is the source of this 2409-nucleotide messenger RNA. RefSeq names its product auxin transporter-like protein 2. The transcript is spliced from 9 exons. The coding region runs from base 658 to 2085 and encodes 475 amino acids. NCBI's taxonomy places the organism in Eukaryota, Viridiplantae, Streptophyta, Magnoliopsida, Cornales, Cornaceae. The record is from RefSeq and is a predicted model, not a curated record. Gene Ontology annotation, cellular component: plasma membrane.
AGCUUCUCCAUUGAGUCCAUAGUUAUAGAUAGAUUAGAACCAAGUCUCUGUCACAAAAACCUCUUGAUUCUCUCUCUAUCAGACGAAGACCCAAGAAUCGAUUUGGUAGUGGAAGUGGAAUACAGUGAAUUGGAUUUUCUUUCUUCCUUUAAGCGAGUGGAAUUCGAAAACCCAAAUUGAAAAAGAAUAUAUAUAUAUACAUAUAUUAUGUUGUAUGUACUUGAAUAGGUGCGAAAAGGUUUCUUUUAGCUCAGUCUGUAGUCGUUAGCUCUGAACAUUUAUCAUUGAAGCAGCUCUGAAUUUUGCUGGUUUCGAGGUGUCGCCGCCUUUGCGUUUCGGCUUUUUCUCUGCCAGAAAAAUUGGGUAUUGAGUGGUCUGGUCUAGCUAGGUGUGUGUGUGAUUUUGUAGCUGAGCUCUUGCAAUUAUUUCUUGGUGGCAUUCAAUGCUCUGUUUCUCUCUCUAGCUCUGCCAAAUCAUGGAAUGAAUUAUUAUUCCUCAAGUACUCCUUGUUUUUGCCUUGCUUCCAAAAACAAAAAGGAAAGAUCAGAACAACUCUCACUCAAGGGACUAUUUUCAGAGAUCUGGAUUCGAGAAAGAGACCUCUCAAACAAGAUCUGACUGGAAUUCGUAGUUUGGCUUUGGAGAAAAUCGAAGACAAUGUUGCCUCAAAAGCAAGCAGAGGAAGCUAUUGUCCCCAACUUCAACGAGACACAGCAUCAUGAGGGCAAGGAAGAAGAGAAGCAGCAAGAAGAUCACUCCUUUUUCAGUGUCAAGAACGUCCUCUGGCAUGGUGGUUCUGCUUGGGACGCUUGGUUCAGUUGUGCUUCUAAUCAAGUAGCACAAGUCCUGUUAACAUUGCCAUACUCUUUCUCUCAACUGGGUAUGUUAUCAGGGAUUUUGCUACAGAUAUUCUAUGGUAUUAUUGGUAGCUGGACAGCAUAUCUCAUCAGUGUUCUCUAUAUUGAAUAUCGAAGCAGAAAAGAGAAAGAGAAUGUUAGCUUCAAAAAUCAUGUCAUACAGUGGUUUGAAGUGCUUGAUGGGUUACUGGGUCCUUACUGGAAGGCAGUGGGUCUUGCCUUUAACUGUACUUUCCUUCUCUUUGGAUCUGUUAUACAGCUAAUAGCUUGUGCAAGUAAUAUAUACUAUAUCAAUGACCGAUUGGACAAGAGGACAUGGACAUAUAUAUUUGGAGCUUGCUGUGCUACAACUGUGUUCAUUCCCUCCUUCCACAACUACCGGAUUUGGUCUUUUCUAGGCCUUGGUAUGACCACUUACACUGCCUGGUACAUGGCCAUAGCAGCUUUCAUUCACGGACAGGUUGAUGGUGUUUCACACUCGGCUCCAACAAAGCUAGUUCUGUACUUCACCGGCGCCACCAAUAUACUAUACACCUUCGGUGGACAUGCUGUCACUGUGGAAAUCAUGCAUGCAAUGUGGAAACCCCAAAAAUUCAAGUACAUAUACUUAAUUGCCACGCUCUAUGUCUUCACACUAACGCUUCCAUCAGCCUCAGCGGUCUACUGGGCGUUCGGGGAUGAGCUCCUCAACCACGCCAAUGCUUUCUCCCUCCUCCCCAAAACUCGUUGGCGUGACGCCGCGGUUAUUUUAAUGCUCAUUCAUCAGUUUAUAACAUUUGGAUUUGCGUGUACUCCUCUGUACUUCGUGUGGGAGAAGGUGAUAGGAAUGCAUGAUACGAAGAGCAUAUGUUUGAGAGCACUUGCAAGGUUGCCAGUGGUUAUACCAAUUUGGUUUUUGGCCAUUAUCUUCCCAUUCUUUGGCCCCAUUAAUUCGGCUGUUGGGGCUCUCUUGGUUAGCUUCACCGUCUACAUCAUUCCAGCUCUUGCCCAUAUGCUCACUUACAGAAAGGCCUCUGCCCGCCAGAAUGCGGCAGAGAAGCCUCCAUUCUUUAUGCCGAGCUGGACGGCCAUGUACGUGUUAAACAUCUUCGUGGUGGUUUGGGUGCUUGUGGUUGGGUUCGGGUUCGGUGGAUGGGCUAGCAUGACCAAUUUUGUGAGGCAAGUUGACACAUUUGGGCUGUUUGCCAAGUGCUACCAGUGCAAGCCUCCACCACCAAUUCAUCACUGAGUUGACUCGCAUAAACUCAGUCACAUUUCAGCCAAUAGUCACCCAACUCUCCCUCUCUCUCUGUGUCUUCUUCUUUCUUUUUUGUAUCAUACAAAAGGAAAUAGCAAUAUUUUCCCUACAUGCAUGUGCUGUGUGUUUCAUUUCCCCUUUUACAUUUUCAAAUUUUUUUUUUUUUUUUGGGUUAAUUUACUAGAUAUAAGUGUGUGUUGAAUUGUGAUGAUACCUUUGCUACAAAGCAUAGGCUAAUUAAAUCCUUGUAUGUUUAGUUUUAAUUUUUUAUUUAAUCCUUUUUGUUGGAAUAUUAUAGUAGUCACAUUCAUGUUA